This is a messenger RNA of Bubalus bubalis (water buffalo), 1497 nucleotides long. RefSeq names its product leucine rich repeat containing 10 (gene LRRC10). Gene Ontology annotation, molecular function: protein binding. The transcript is spliced from 2 exons. NCBI's taxonomy places the organism in Eukaryota, Metazoa, Chordata, Mammalia, Artiodactyla, Bovidae. The record is from RefSeq and is a predicted model, not a curated record. Bases 285 to 1208 code for a protein of 307 amino acids.
UAUUACAGGACAAGUCAUCAAAGCAAGGAGAGAGCUUAAGAUAAUCGCUCUUAACAUUCAAUGUGUAGAGUCCAAGGACACCGGCUUUAGUCACGACUGAGAAGAAAGAAGAAAAAACAGUGAAGCUAUUUUCAGUUUGAAACAAACAACAAACGUAAAGAGGAUUGGGGUUUAGACAAUGGAAAGCAAGUGUGUGAGACCCCGCCUCCAGGACCCUGGCUGUCACCGGACACUCAAGUUGCUAUCAGGAGCACUUUUCUCUGUUGAAGUGACUGGCUUUUGUCAUGCAAUCCCCAGGUUAUAAUGAGGGGGAAGACAGGCCUCAGAGCAGAAGCAGCAGCCCCGCGGUUGGUGGGCUGCGGCUUGCCAUGGGGAACACCAUCAGAGCCUUCGUGGCCUUCAUCCCUGCUGACCGCUGCCAGAACUACGUGGCCAGAGACCUCCGGGAGAUGCCGCUGGACAGGAUGGUGGAUCUGAGUGGGAGCCAGCUACACCGCUUCCCAGUGCAUGUGUGCUCCUUCCAGGAGCUGGUCAAGCUCUACCUGAGCGACAACCGCCUCAACAGCCUGCCUCCAGAGCUGGGCCAGCUGCAGAAACUGCAGAUUCUGGCCCUUGAUUUCAACAACUUCAAGGCUCUGCCACAGGUGGUGUGUACCUUGAAACAGCUCUGCAUCCUCUACCUGGGCAACAACAAACUCUGUGACCUCCCCAGGGAGCUGAGCCUGCUCCAGAACCUCCGGACCCUGUGGGUCGAGGCCAAUUAUCUCACCAAGUUGCCAGAGGUGGUCUGUGAGCUGAGUCUCCUUAAGACGUUGCACGCUGGCUCCAACGCCCUGCGUCUGCUGCCAGGCCAGCUCCAGCGCCUCCGGGAGCUGAGGACCAUCUGGCUCUCGGGUAACCUGCUGACAGACUUCCCCCCUGUGCUGCUUCACAUGCCUUUCCUGGAGGUAAUCGAUGUGGAUCGGAACAGCAUCCGCUACUUCCCCAGCCUGGCCCACCUGUCAAGCCUGAAGCUGGUCAUCUAUGACCACAAUCCUUGCAGGAAUGCACCCAAGGUGGCCAAAGGGGUGCGUCGAGUGGGAAGAUGGGCAGAGGAGACCCCAGAGCCUGACCCUAGAAAAGCCAGACGCUAUGCGUUGGCCAGGGAGGAAAGCCAGGAGGCGCAGCUACCUGCCUUGCCUCUUCCACUUCCUCCUACCAACUCCUGAGAAGUUUCAGUUGCAGGUCAAAGCCAAGGACAACUCCAGCAUCUUCUGGAGAUCGCUCCAUUAGAGUGCAGAGAACUGCUCUGGGCCAUGUGGGGAAUCUCUGCCAGCGGCAAAUGGAACAGCAUCAGAUGGAAUGUCUAACCCACAAGAAGAAAAUACUCUUGGACAAGAACAUCUCUCCCAAAGGGAACUGGGUGCUAUAGGUAGCAUGACAACUUCUUCGCAAGAAAAUCAGCCUCUCCAAACAGGUAUUUUCAAACACCGGAAAGAAAGGCUGGGACACUCUGGC